Molecule: messenger RNA, 1215 nt
Organism: Exophiala aquamarina CBS 119918
Lineage: Eukaryota; Fungi; Ascomycota; Eurotiomycetes; Chaetothyriales; Herpotrichiellaceae
Exons: 1
Coding region: 1-1215 (404 amino acids)
Cellular component (GO): cytoplasm
Molecular function (GO): GTPase activity
Source: RefSeq, a predicted model, not a curated record
AUGCCAUUCGCACAACUGGUCAUCGGCCCGCCGGGCGCCGGGAAAUCGACGUACUGCAACGGCAUGCAACAGUUCAUGGGCGCGAUCGGCCGGAAAUGCAGCAUCGUCAAUCUCGACCCGGCCAACGACCGCACGUCCUACUCGGCCGCCGUCGACGUGCGCGACCUCGUCACCCUGGAGUCCAUCAUGGACGACGAUGACACGCGCCUGGGGCCGAACGGCGGCGUCUUGUUUGCGCUCGAAGAGCUGGAGGAGAACUAUGUGUGGCUGGAGGACCGCCUGGCCGCGCUGGGGGACGAUUAUGUGCUUUUCGAUUGUCCCGGCCAGGUCGAAUUGUUCACGCAUCAUGCGAGUCUGAGGAGGGUGGUGGGCAGGUUGGAGAAGACCGGGUUCAGGGUAUGUCUUGCCUUUUUCUGGUUUUCUUCUGGCUCACUUGAGGGGGGGAUAUGCUUUGGAGUUGGCGGGGCUGCUUACUACGCUACCGAUUAUGCUAAUACUUUGGUCGUUUCAAUUACACAGCUCGUAGUGGUCAACCUGAUCGACUCAUACGCGCUAACCCUCCCGUCGCUGUACAUCUCGACGCUGCUCCUCAGCCUGCGCAGCAUGCUGCAAAUGGACUUGACGCACAUCAACGUGCUGACCAAGAUCGACAACCUGCACAAAUACCCUCCUCUGCCUUUCAACCUGGCAUAUUACACCGAAGUCCAGGAUCUCGAGUACCUACUCCCGAGCCUGGAGCAGGAGAGCGCAAUGUUCGGCCAGGGAAAGUUCCAGGCUCUUAACGAAGCGAUUGUGAAUCUCGUGGAGGAGUUUGGCCUCGUUGGGUUCGAGACGCUGGCCGUUGAGGAUAAGAAGAGCAUGAUGUCGCUAUUGAGGACUAUCGAUCGCGCAGGUGGGUACGCGUUUGGGGCUGCGGAGGGGGCGGGUGAUGGUGUCUGGCAGGUCGCCGUUAGAGAGGGCUUGGGGACCCUGGACAUCAGGGAUGUGCAGGAGAGGUGGAUUGAUAAUAAAGAUGAGUGGGACGAGAAGGAGAGGAGGGAGUGGGAAGAGGAACAGAAGAGGAGGGAAAACGAGUUCAACGCUAAUGCUGCAACCCAGGACUUCGAUCCAGAUAACAUGGAUCUCGAUAAUUUCAGACCAGACAUACCUAUGGACAGUGGUGUGAAGGUCGUGCGGAGUGGGAAGAAGAAGGGCCCCAGUACCGAGCCUUCGUGA